GGGUUACCUGGUUGCCGCGCCCUCUGUUUUUCGAGCGGGCGUCGAGGAGCGCGUGAGCGUGACCAUCUUUAACGCUCGAGCGGAGACGCGGGUCCAGGCCCAGCUGUCCAUGAAGGGACAGACGGUCGCCCACGGCCACAGCUCCGUGCUCGAUAAAGGCACCAUCAAACUAAAGGUUCCCUCUGGUUUAAGAGGCCAGGCCCACCUGAAGGUGUGGGGAAACCGUCAGCUCACAGAGGGAGGUUACAUUUUCCACAACUACACCACCGUCACUGUGGAGAGCAAGGGCACCGCUGUGUUCAUCCAGACCGACAAACCCAUCUACAAACCCAAACAUAAAGUGCUCAUCAAUGUUUACACAGUCACGCCUGACACAAGACCAGUGAAUGAAAAGAUGGAUGCGUAUAUUUUGGAUCAAGGAUGAUCCAGUGGAAAAGUCUUAAGUCUGUCUGCUGUGGAAUUGUGAACAUGAGUUUCCCCCUGUCUGACCAACCCRUGUUUGGAGAAUGGUUUAUCUUUGUAGAUGUGCAGGGCCACAUUUACAACAAGUCGUUCGAAGUGCAGAAGUAUGUGAUGCCCAAAUUUGAGUUGAUCAUCGAUCCACCGCGUUACAUCCGGGAUAUUACCUCAUGUGAACAGGCCACUGUCAGAGCCAGGUAUACCUUUGGAAAACCAGUGACAGGGAAGCUGACAGUAAAUAUGACUGUUAAUGGAGUUGGCUACUACAGGCAUGAGAUGGGCCAUCCUGUUAUUAAAUCUAUGGAGAUCAAAGGCUCUGCAACUUUCAGUCUGUGUGUGAAGGACAUGAUGCCGCUGGAUGUGGCCGAUCACUUCAAGGGGACAGUUAGCAUUUGUGCCUCGGUGACCAGCAUCGAUGGAAGCAGGCAAACCACUUUUGAUGAUUCAACACCGGUUCAUAAGCAGCUCAUUGACAUCAAGUACUCCAAGGAUACACGUAAACAGUUCAAGCCUGGUCUGCCUUUCAAAGGGAAGAUUGAAGUUACCUUUCCUGAUGGGAGCCCAGCUGAUAGCGUAAGCAUGCUUGUUAAGGCCGAGCUGACUCCAAAGGACAAUGUCUACACCAGUGAACUGAUCUCAAAGGACGGCCAAGUCACUUUUGAAAUCCCCUCCAUACCAACAGCAGCUCAGUAUGUUUGGCUUGAGACCAAGGUGACAUCCAUUGAUGGCAAGACAGUGGGAGACCAGUACUUACCUAGCUACCUGUCCAUUAGUAGUUGGUACUCUCCAAGUAGGUGUCAUAUCCAGAUCCAGAGUCCCAGCGCUCCUCUUAAAGUUGGUCAAGAGGCUGAAAUAGUCCUCAAAUCUACAUGUCCCUGUAACUUCACUCUGCACUACGAGGUGAUAUCCAGGGGAAACAUUGUCCUAUCAGGCAAACAGCCGGCCAAUCUGACAGCCUCGCAUCGAGGAAAAAGGGCAGCAGUGACCUUUGAUAAGAUAGUUCACACCACCCACCUCCCUCCUCCUGCCUCUGACUCUUCCUCCGAGGCUGAGCUGGACACCUGCYUGUCUUAUCUACAUUUCCCUGUCAGUCACAGCAUGGCGCCCCUCAGCCGUCUGCUGGUCUACUAUGUGAGRAAGAAUGGCGAAGGUGUAACAGACAGUCUGCAAAUCUCUGUCCAGCCUGAAUUUGAAAACCAGGUAUCCGUUUCUUUGUCGUCGAAUGACUCUGUUCCUGGAGACCCAAUGACCCUGCAUGUGCGGGCUGAGAGGGGCUCGUGUGUUUGUGUGGCCGCUGUGGAUAAAAGUCUUUACUUGGUAAAACCUGACUUUCAGCUAAGUCCCGACAAGGUGUUUAAAGAGUUGGCCAGCUUCGACGUUUCCGAUGUUUUUGGCAAUGCUAAAGACGACGGACACAUGUGGUGGCCUGGACUGUCAUCAAAGAGACGCAGGCGGUCUUCKGUGUUUCCAUGGCACUGGGACAUCACUAAAGACGCAUGCUUUGCUUUCACGGAAGCGGGGCUGGUGGUGAUGACAGACAUGGUGAGUUUAAACCACCGGCAGAGCGGAGGGAUGUACACUGAUGAGGCUGUUCCUGCCUUCCAGCCUCACACGUCCACUUUGGUGGCUGCCAUGCAUUCCCGCCUCUCCCACAGAUCUGAGAAACGAAGGCGUACUUUUUUUCCAGAAACUUGGGUGUGGCAUUGCCUCAAUGUCAGCUCUGAAACUGGGGAGGCUGACCUGCAGCUGGACGUGCCAGAUUCAGUCACCUCUUGGGUCACGGAGGCUGUUGGCCUGUCUGCGGAGAAGGGACUGGGUUUAGCAGAGAGGACAGAACUACGGACCUUCAAGCCGUUCUUUGUUGACUUUACAUUGCCCUACAGCCUAAUCAGAGGGGAGCAGACCAAAGUUCCUCUCACUGUCUACAACUACCUGCCUACUUGUUCGGAGGUUCAUGUGAAAGUGUCCGUUCCAAAAGGCGUCAAAUUUAUUGGCCAUCCUGGGAAGCACCAUCUUACCAGAAAGAAGUGUGUUGCACCUGGAGAGGCUACUCCUACAUCUAUUGUGUUGUCUUUCACUGAACUGGGAUUGGUUAACAUUACAGCCCGUGCCAUUGCCUACAAUGCACCAAGCUGUUGUUCAGAUGGACUCCUGACAGGCAAAAUAGCAAAUUAUGUGGAUGAACGGAAGAUCUCAACCGGCCUGGAUUAUGUCCGCAGAACUGUCUUGGUGGAGCCAGAGGGGCUUCCCAGAGAAUACACAUACAGUGUUUUCUUCUGUCCUAAUGAGAGGAUCCACAUUUCCACUCCUAAUAAGUACGAGUAUCAGUAUGUCAAAAAACCAGCCAAGAUGGACCACUUUGAGGUGGCAGUGAAGACGCACAACAAUGCUCAUUUUGCCCUCUCAGCUAGUCCCCAUGACAGCACAGGGAUGCUUGAGAUUGUAUUAGGUGGCAGGCAGAACACACGCUCUUGGAUUUCCUUGGGGAAAAUGGGCGAUCCUCUGGUCAGUGUCUCCACACCCGGUAUUCUGUCGUGGGAUGAGUUUCGCAGUUUCUGGAUCAGCUGGAAGGGAGGGAUGAUACAGAUGGGCCAUGGUGUAUAUCCAUCCAAUGAAUCUAUCAUUCUGCAGUGGGCAGGCCAAUUCCCUGGACAGGUGCAACACAUUGGCUUUUCAACAGGGUGGGGCUCAGUUGGAGAGUUUAAGAUCUGGAGGAAGGAAGACUCUGAUGAUGACCACAAUGAGGCCUUCACACUGGGGGUCCCCCACAAUAUGGUGCCAGGAUCAGAAAGGGCCACUGCAUUUAUGAUCGGGGAUGUUAUGGGACCAACUCUGAAUAACCUGGAUAAGCUGUUGAGGCUGCCCUUUGGGUGUGGUGAACAAAACAUGAUUCACUUCGCUCCGAAUGUCUUUGUUUUGAAGUACUUGCAGAAGACCAGACAACUGACCCCAGAAGUUGAAAAUGAAGCAACUGAUUAUCUGAUUCAAGGCUACCAGAGACAAUUAACCUACAAGCGUCAGGACGGAUCUUACAGUGCUUUUGGUGAAAGGGAUUCCUCCGGCAGUAUGUGGUUGACAGCAUUUGUGCUGAAGUCCUUUGCUCAGUCUCGUGCUUUUAUCUUUAUUGACCCCGAAGAGCUUCGUGCAGCAAAGUCCUGGCUCAUCAGACAUCAGAGAGAUGAGGGCUUCUUUCCUGCUAUGGGACGCAUCCUGAACAAAGACCUGCAGGGAGGUAUCCACGGGAAGAUUUCUCUGACAGCUUAUGUCGUCGCAGCUCUUUUGGAGACGGGGAUAACCACAGAGGAAGAGAAGGUAGCAAUGGCCAAAGCCAAGGAUUUUUUGGAAAGCAAUGCAUACACUGCCAAUGAUCCCUACACCACUGCUCUGUCUGCGUACGCCUUGGCUUUGCUUCGCAGCCCUUUUGCCCCGCUGGCUUUGCGCCGCCUCAACCACAUGGCCAUCACUCAAGAUGGACUCACACACUGGAGUCUGACUGGCAGCACGGUGACCGAUGAAGACACGUUCAUGGGCUUCAGUGAUGGCCUCUCACGGUCAGUGGUGUCGGCGGAGGUGGAGAUGACGGCCUACGGUCUCCUGACCUACACCGUCCUGGGUGACGUUGCGUCUGCGCUGCCUGUGGUCAAAUGGCUCUCCCAGCAAAGGAAUGCCUUGGGUGGUUUCUCUUCCACACAGGACACGUGCGUGGCUCUGCAUGCCCUGUCAGAGUAUGCUAUCCUGUCAUACGUAGGUGGGGUCAACCUCACCAUCUCUCUGGCCUCCACUAACCUCGACUUCCAGGAGACCUUUGAACUGAACAGGGACAACAAGAAACUCCUUCAGAGUGCCAAGAUACCUAGUGUCCCCACAGGCCUUUUUGUCAGUGCUAAAGGAGAAGGCUGCUGCCUCAUGCAGAUAGACGUGUCCUAUAAUGUACCCGAUCCAGUAGCGAAGCCAGCUUUUCAGCUCCAGGUGGAACUGAAAGAGCCUCUUCAGGAGCGACACACGCAGCCCUCUUCCUCCUCUUCGUUCCACUCGUGGCAGUCCACGUCACGCUCCAGAAGCCGUGCCGACAAUCGCUCCGAUCUGAACCGGAAACGGCGGGCGCCCGUCGACGACGAUGACCCGGCAGCCCACCAGGACAAGAUGAACUUCCAGAUUUACUUGGAAGUGUGCRCCAGGUGGCUCCACUCAGGCUCGUCUAACAUGGCAGUCAUAGAAGUUCCCAUGAUUUCUGGUUUCCGGGCAGAUGUGGAAAGUCUAGAAAGGCUUUUGAUGGAUAAGAGAGUGGGUCUGAAGAGGUAUGAGCUGAACGGCAGAAAAGUGUUGUUCUACUUUGAUGAGAUUCCCAGUCAGUGUAUGACGUGUGUGGCCUUCCAAGCUGUCAGGGAAUACAUUGUGGGCAAGACGGCACCUGUUCCCGUCAAGAUCUAUGACUACUAUGAACCAGCUUUUGAGGCCACCAGRUUCUACAACGUUAGUGAGAGCAGUCCACUUGCACGGGAGCUGUGUGAUGGACCAACGUGCAAUGAGGUGGAGAGCUCAACAAACCMGUGGAUAGGUUUUGCACAAGCAAACCAGUGCAACAUGUUCGGUUGCUUUGAGAAGGAGCAGUUCGAGCGCUGCACGUGCUAUAGGGACUGCGGCUACGAGGGGGAGCCUGUUUGUGGAUCUGACGGGCAGCUCUACUGGAACCAGUGUCAGAUGGAGGUGUUWGCCUGUCGAAACGGGACGCGUAUAAAGCAGGUUCCACCCUCUCAGUGUCCACACGUGGACAUCCCCAGAGACACACAGCCAGUAGUGAGCCAGGAAACGGAGCAACCCUCUGUGCCUGUACACACAGGUGUUGAAGAACAAGGCUCCAUAGCCGAGGUGUCCUACUACUCUUAUGAAUACGACUCGGACGCUGAGCUUUUCCUUGCCGACGGAGACGGAGGAGACCCUUUUGAAGUGCCUGUCAUCGGGGCCGAUGUAGACCAUAAGGUCCUACCGGCAGGCACCCAUCUACCUGCGAUGGACACAAAAACCACCCCUGACCGAUGAACCGCUCCAAGUGAAGCCAUAAUGACCUCCAAAUUGUACCAUAUUUGUGAAUAUGCUUUUAAACGAAAAGAGGACAAACUUGCUUCAGUGAAAAGUCGACUGGGUCUGGAGGGCUGAGAGUGAAAGUUUAAAUUAGAUGAAUGGAGUUUUUAUUUGGAUGCGUCUAUUUC
Molecule: messenger RNA, 5669 nt
Organism: Austrofundulus limnaeus
Lineage: Eukaryota; Metazoa; Chordata; Actinopteri; Cyprinodontiformes; Rivulidae
Gene: cpamd8
Product: C3 and PZP like alpha-2-macroglobulin domain containing 8
Cellular component (GO): extracellular region
Molecular function (GO): protein binding; endopeptidase inhibitor activity
Source: RefSeq, a predicted model, not a curated record